CAAGAAAAACCAAUAUAUUAUGAUGAACCAUCCAUUCCGACUAAUCCGUGUAUUCCAUCACCAUGUGGACCUAAUUCUUUAUGCCGUGACCACAGUGGAACGCCUGCAUGUUCGUGUUUGUCUAAUUAUAUUGGUCGGCCACCUAAUUGCCGCCCAGAAUGUACAAUUAAUGCUGAAUGCCCCGGAAAUCUUGCUUGUGUCAACGAAAAAUGUCGUGAUCCAUGUCCUGGCUCAUGUGGAAUAUACGCAACAUGUAAUACAGUCAAACAUGUACCUCAGUGCAUUUGCCAAAAUGGUUACACUGGAGAUCCAUUUAGUGGAUGUUCCCUCAUACAACAAUUUCCUACUGAAGGACCAAAAAUGCCAUGCAACCCAUCGCCAUGUGGAGCAAAUGCAGUAUGUAAAGAACGAAAUGGUGCUGGCUCUUGUUCGUGUUUGCCUGAAUAUUUUGGAGAUCCGUACACUGGAUGUAGGCCAGAAUGUGUGACCAAUUCUGAUUGUGAUCGUAGUAAAUCCUGUAUGAAUAACAAAUGUCGUGACCCAUGUCCAGGCGUCUGUGGUUUGAAUGCAGAAUGCAGGGUUAUUAACCAUUCACCAUCUUGUUAUUGUCCAGUAGAUUAUACUGGAGAUCCAACGUUAUCUUGCUACAUUCAACCAUUACUUGAUCCAGAACCACCUUCAAAUCCAUGUAUUCCUUCGCCAUGUGGUCCAUACAGUCAAUGCAGACCUGUGAAUAAUCAUGCUGUAUGUUCAUGCCAAACAGAUUACAUUGGAACACCUCCAUCAUGUCGCCCGGAAUGUAUGGUGAGCUCUGAAUGUCCCCAGGAUAAAGCAUGCGUUAGAAAGAAAUGUAUAGACCCGUGUCCUGGUACAUGUGGAUCAAAUGGAAGAUGUCAAGUAGUCAAUCAUAAUCCAAUUUGUAGUUGUCCACCGGGUUAUAACGGAGAUCCGUUUAUACGGUGCUUCAAAGAACAACCUCCACCAGCUGAUAUACCAACCAAUCCAUGUGUGCCAUCUCCAUGCGGUCCAAAUUCAAUAUGUCGUGAAAUUGGUAAUACCCCAGCAUGUUCAUGUUUGGGCAGUUACAUUGGACGACCGCCUAAUUGCAGACCAGAAUGCACCAUCAAUGCUGAAUGUCCGGGGAAUUUAGCAUGUUCAAAAGAAAAAUGUAAAGAUCCAUGUCCGGGCUCAUGUGGAAUAUAUGCUACGUGUGUAACUAUAAACCAUAGUCCACAAUGUAACUGUGAACCAGGUUAUACAGGAGAUCCAUUUGCUGGAUGUUCUUUAAUACAACAAGUUGUUCCAACUGAAGGGCCUAAAAUGCCUUGUAACCCAUCACCAUGUGGAGCAAACGCUAUAUGCAAAGAACGUAAUGGAGCAGGAUCUUGUAUAUGUUUACCAGAAUAUUUUGGUGAUCCUUACACGGGUUGUAGACCAGAAUGUGUGACUAAUUCGGAAUGUGAUAGGAGUAAAGCAUGUGUAAAUAAUAAAUGCCGCGAUCCUUGUCCUGGUACUUGUGGUCUUAAUGCUGAAUGUAAUGUUAUCAAUCACACGCCAUCGUGUACAUGUUUCCCAGGUUACACUGGCAAUCCUAUUACCGCAUGUCAUAUGCCACCACCGAUGGAUGAAAUACCUAAAAAUCCAUGUGAACCUUCUCCUUGUGGGCCUUAUAGUAUGUGUAGAACUGUGAAUGGCCACGCAGUGUGUUCUUGUCAAACUAACUAUGUUGGAACACCUCCGGGUUGUCGUCCAGAAUGUGUUGUUAGUUCAGAAUGCCCUCAAAAUAGAGCUUGUAUUAAUCAAAAAUGUUCAGACCCUUGUAUUGGAAUAUGUGGUAUUGGAGCAAGGUGUCAAGUCAUAAAUCAUAAUCCAAUUUGCAGUUGCCCAAAUGGUUUAAUUGGUGAUCCAUUUGUUCAAUGUAAAUCAGAACCACGACCAACUCAGCCACCGCCAAGUGGAAAUCCUUGUAUUCCAUCCCCAUGUGGUCUUAAUUCCAUAUGCCACGAAGUUGGCUCCACACCAGCAUGCUCUUGUUUGCCAAACUAUAUAGGAAGACCACCAAACUGUCGCCCAGAAUGUUCAAUCAAUGCAGAAUGUCCGGGAAAUCUUGCUUGCUUGAAUGAACGUUGCAAAGACCCUUGCCCUGGUUCUUGUGGAGUGCACGCGACCUGUGUAACUCGUAAUCAUAGACCACAGUGUACUUGUGAAACUGGAUAUACUGGGGAUCCAUUUGCUGGGUGUUCCAUCGUUCAACAAAUUCCUCCCACUGAAGGACCGAGAGAUCCAUGCAAUCCAUCUCCAUGUGGAGCUAAUUCUAUUUGCCGAGAAAAAAACGGUGCUGGUUCUUGUGUUUGUCUACCUGAAUAUUUCGGUGAUCCAUACACGGGAUGUAGACCUGAAUGUGUUACGAAUGCAGAUUGUGACCGUACAAAAGCAUGUGCAAAUAAUAAAUGUAAGGAUCCAUGUCCUGGAACAUGUGGACUUAAUGCAGAAUGUAAAGUUCUGAACCACGCGCCUUCAUGCAGUUGUGUACCAGGAUACACUGGUGAUCCGUUGAGCAUAUGUAAUGUUAUACCCAUAACUGAAGCUACUCCAAUAGAUCCUUGUGUUCCAUCUCCGUGUGGGCCUAACAGUCAAUGUAGAGAACUUAACGACCACGCCGUUUGUUCAUGUUUAAGUUCCUAUAUCGGUACACCUCCAUCUUGUCGUCCUGAAUGCAUUGUCAGUUCAGAAUGUAGUCAAAACAAAGCUUGUGUUAAUCAAAAAUGUAGUGACCCCUGCAUUGGUACUUGUGGCCUAAAUACAAGGUGUCAAGUAGUAAAUCACAAUCCCAUUUGUAGCUGUUCCCCCGGAUAUACGGGCGAUCCUUUUGCUUCUUGCAACAAAAUACAACCCACAACCACUCCUUCACCGCCUACAGCCCCUUGCUCUCCAUCACCUUGUGGACCUCACUCUCAAUGUAGAGUGGUGAGCAAUACAGCUGCAUGUUCUUGUUUGCAAAACUACAUUGGUCGGCCACCCAAUUGUAGGCCUGAGUGUGUUAUUAGCGCGGAAUGUUCAAGUAACUUGGCAUGUAUCAAUGAAAAAUGCUCUGAUCCAUGCCCAGGAUCAUGUGGACAAUAUGCUCAUUGUAGAGUUAUCAAUCACCACCCAGUUUGUACUUGUUUACCUGGGUACACUGGCGAUGCCCUUACAUAUUGCCAACUGUUACCUACCUCUACCGAAAGAUCACCAGAAGCCGUAGAUCCUUGCUAUCCAUCACCAUGUGGUCCAAAUUCUGAUUGUGUCAAUAGAAAUGGAGUUGCAGCUUGUACGUGCUCUACAGGAUUCUUCGGUGAUCCUUACACGGGAUGUCGAAGAGAAUGUGAAAACAACGACGAUUGUAAUUUGGCUUUGGCCUGUAUUGGUUAUAAAUGUAUAGACCCAUGUCCAGGAACAUGUGGUUCUGAGGCAAUAUGUACAGUUGUGAAACACAUACCUAUUUGCUCUUGUCCACCAUCUUUUACUGGUGAUCCAUUUACUUCUUGUCGUCCGAUACCAGUCAUUC
Molecule: messenger RNA, 3547 nt
Organism: Diuraphis noxia (Russian wheat aphid)
Lineage: Eukaryota; Metazoa; Arthropoda; Insecta; Hemiptera; Aphididae
Gene: dpy
Product: fibrillin-like protein dumpy
Molecular function (GO): calcium ion binding
Source: RefSeq, a predicted model, not a curated record